CUGGACAUCUCCCCCGAGGUCAAGCACAGCAUCGUCACCUACAUCAAGCGUCGUCUGGCGCCCAAGCCCAUCAAGAUCCGGGCAGACAUCGACGUGACCUGUUUCGCCUACGAGGGGAUUGAGGCCGUGCGGGCGGCGUUGCAAGCGGGUUUGGAGACGCCUUGUUCGAGCGAAGUGGAGAUUAAAUUGAUCGCCCCGCCCAUGUAUGUCGUCACCACCAACACCUUGGAACAGGACAUCGGGAUCGAGAACUUGAAUCAGGUCAUAGAGCGGAUCCGUGCGCGGAUCGUGGCAAGCGAGGGUAGACUGGAAAUUAAAAUGGAGCCUAAGGUGGUGAGUCAGCGUGAUGAGGCGGAUCUUCAAGCAAUGAUCAAGAGGAUUGAGGAGGAGAACGAGGAAGUUGACGGAGAUGCCCCUGAGGACGCAUGA
Molecule: messenger RNA, 429 nt
Organism: Nannochloropsis gaditana CCMP526
Product: eukaryotic translation initiation factor subunit 1 alpha
Exons: 2
Cellular component (GO): multi-eIF complex; eukaryotic translation initiation factor 2B complex; eukaryotic 48S preinitiation complex
Molecular function (GO): ribosome binding; translation initiation factor activity; RNA binding
Source: RefSeq, a predicted model, not a curated record